AUGCGAACAAGUCGACGCGUCGGAAACGCCCCACCAGCCAAAAAGAGCACAAAAUCCGAGCUACAUUCGAAGCCCAUUAAAUCCGAAUCCAACCCCUCGAAACCCACCAAGCCAGUUGCAACUCCUUCCAACGACUCGAACCGCGAUUCAAACGGCUGCCAAGAAGUCUACUGGCUCCUGAAGGCGGAGCCGCUCCCCCGCUACGAGAACGGCACCAACGUAGCCUUUUCCAUCGAUGACCUAGCCGCAUGUACCCAGCCUGAACCCUGGGGCGGCGUGCGGAACCCACAAGCACGAAACAACAUGCAAGCCAUGCGCAAAGGCGACCUGGGCUUCUUCUACCACAGCAACGCGAAGCCGUCAGGCGUCGUUGGUGUGCUCAGGGUGGUAGAGGAAGCUAAAGUGGACGAGACGGCGUUCGACAGCAAGGACCCGUACUACGAUUCCAAGAGCGACAGAGCGAAGCCGAAGUGGUAUUGUGUGGGCGUGGAGUUUGUCCAGAAGUUUGAUUCGGUGGUUGACCUCAAGAGCAUCAAAGAUGAUGCCGCGAAUGGUGGCAAGCUGAAGGAUAUGCAGCUCAUCACGAAUGGAAGGUUGAGUGUCUGUCGUGUGCGGAAAGCAGAAUGGGAUUGCAUUCUCGACAUGGCUGGAUGCAAGAUACAGGAUCAAAAGCGUGGUGAGGCAAAGGAAAUACACCAAGACAAAGCAGCCGCUUGA
Messenger RNA from Ascochyta rabiei, 717 nucleotides. RefSeq lists its product as uncharacterized. Gene Ontology annotation, cellular component: nucleus. The coding region runs from base 1 to 717 and encodes 238 amino acids. Lineage: Eukaryota; Fungi; Ascomycota; Dothideomycetes; Pleosporales; Didymellaceae. The transcript is spliced from 2 exons. The record is from RefSeq and is a predicted model, not a curated record.